AUGGAAAUUUUGUGGAAGACGCUGACUUGGACUCUGAGCCUGGUGGUGAUGGCCGCUUCUGAAUUUCAAAGCAUCAACAGACUUUCACACAACUCUCAAGAGGAGUUCCUGUCCUACCUGCAGCACUACCAGCUGACUGUCCCGGUGCGGGUGGACGAGAACGGAGAGUUCCUGAGCUACACUGUGAAGCAGCACCGGCCGGGCCGACGGAGACGAGGGGCGACGGACCCCGUCAUGGGGCAGCUGCCUGCGUCAGGCCCCCCGGAGUCCCGGCUCUUCUACAGACUGUCAGCCUACGGAAAGCACUUUCACUUAAACCUGACGCUCAACCCCCACCUGGUGUCAAAACAUUUUUCAGUGGAGUAUUGGGGCAGAGAAGGGCUGGAGUGGCGCCAUAACAUGGUAGAUAACUGCCACUAUGUUGGAUUCCUGCACAAUCAGCACAGCACGACCAGAGUGGCGCUCAGCAACUGCAAAGGCCUGCACGGUGUUAUAACAACAGAGGAAGAACAGUAUUUGAUAGAGCCAUUAAAGAACAUAUCCUCCACCACCUCCAGUGAAUGGAACCUGGAAGAAGCACAGCAACAUGUUAUUUAUAAAAUGUCUGCCAUUCCCUCACCACAAGAGCAUAGCCAGGAGUUCAGCUGUGGCAUUUCAGACCUCAUUAAAAGCAGUGCACCUUGCCAGUUCAGCACACCUCCCCCUGUCCACCCGUCUCCUGCACCCCAGAACGACAGCGAGCAGUCGAACAGCACCCACAGACAGAGGCGCUCCGUCAGCAGCGAGCGCUUCGUGGAGACGCUCGUGGUUGCGGAUAAAAUGAUGGUCGGUUACCACGGACGCAAAGACAUAGAGCACUACAUCUUGUCUGUAAUGAAUAUUGUUGCCAAACUUUACCGUGAUGCCAGUCUAGGAAAUGUUGUGAACAUUAUUGUGACCCGGUUGAUUGUUCUGACUGAAGAUCAGCCUAACCUGGAGAUUAACCAUCACGCUGACAAGUCUCUGGACAGUUUCUGUAAAUGGCAGAAGUCCAUCCUGUCCCAUCACGGCGAUGGCAACAGCAUUCCUGAAAAUGGGAUGGCUCAUCAUGACAACGCUGUCCUGAUCACCCGGUACGACAUCUGCACCUACAAGAACAAACCCUGCGGUACCUUAGGCUUGGCCUCCGUGGCUGGAAUGUGCGAGCCAGAGAGGAGCUGCAGUAUCAAUGAAGACAUCGGCCUCGGUUCUGCUUUCACCAUCGCGCAUGAGAUCGGCCACAAUUUUGGGAUGAACCAUGAUGGGAUCGGGAAUUCCUGCGGCACCAAAGGCCACGAGACCGCCAAACUGAUGGCCGCUCACAUAACAGCCAACACCAACCCUUUCUCUUGGUCUGCCUGCAGCAAAGACUACAUCACCAGCUUUCUCGACUCAGGUCGGGGGACGUGUCUGGACAAUGAACCUCUGAAACGAGACUUCCUGUACCCAACAGUGGCCCCGGGGCAGGUGUACGAUGCAGACGAGCAGUGUCGCUUCCAGUACGGAGCCUCCUCACGCCAGUGCAAGUAUGGGGAAGUGUGUAGAGAGCUCUGGUGCCUUAGCAAAAGCAACCGCUGUGUAACUAACAGUAUCCCUGCUGCAGAGGGGACUCUGUGCCAGACCGGCAGCAUCGAGAAAGGGUGGUGCUACCAGGGGGAGUGCGUCGCGUUCGGUACCUGGCCUCAGAGUGUGGACGGAGGCUGGGGGCCCUGGUCGAUAUGGGGAGAGUGCAGCAGGACCUGUGGGGGCGGUGUAUCCUCCUCCAUGAGGCACUGUGACAGCCCAGCCCCGUCUGGAGGAGGCAAGUACUGUCUCGGGGAGAGGAAGCGUUACAGAUCUUGUAACACCGACGCCUGCCCGGUCGGAUCUCGUGAUUUCCGCGAGAAGCAGUGCGCCGAUUUUGACAGCAUGCCUUUCCGUGGGAAGUACUACAACUGGAAGCCUUACACCGGGGGUGGUGUAAAGCCCUGCGCGCUGAACUGCUUGGCAGAGGGCUACAACUUCUACACAGAGCGCUCUCCUGCAGUCAUAGACGGCACCCGAUGUCAGGCUGACUCUCUGGACAUUUGCAUCAAUGGAGAGUGUAAGCAUGUGGGCUGUGAUAACAUCCUGAGCUCCGAUGCUAAAGAAGAUCGAUGCCGCGUGUGUGGAGGGGACGGCAGCACCUGCGAGGCAACAGAGGGACUCUUCAACGAGUCUCUACCCAGAGGAGGCUACAUGGAGGUGGUUCAGAUCCCAAAAGGAUCGGUUCACAUCGAGAUCAAAGAGCUUGCCAUGUCGAAGAAUUAUAUUGCUCUGAAAUCUGAAGGGGAUGAUUAUUACAUCAACGGAGCGUGGACCAUCGACUGGCCCAGGAAGUUUGACAUUGCAGGGACGGCCUUCCACUACAAGAGACCCUCGGAUGAGCCAGAGUCUUUGGAGGCGCUGGGAGCUACCACAGAAAACCUGGUUGUCAUGGUUCUCCUUCAGGAACAGAACCUGGGAAUACGCUACAAGUUCAAUGUGCCCAUCCAGCGCACUGGAAGCGGUGACAAUGAGGUGGGCUUCUCCUGGCACCACCUGCCGUGGUCUGAGUGCUCCGCUACCUGCUCUGGAGGUUCCCAGAAGCAGGAGGUGGUGUGUAAAAGGCUGGAUGACAACUCGGUGGUCCAGAACAGCUACUGCGACCCAGACAGCAAACCUCCGGAGAACCAGAGAGACUGCAACACCGAGCCGUGUCCUCCAGAGUGGUUCAUCGGCGACUGGUCGGAGUGCGGGAAGACAUGUGACGGCGGGAUAAGGACGAGGACGGUCCUGUGCAUCAGGAAGAUCGGCCCUGCUGAGGAAGAGACACUGGAGGACAGCCACUGUCUGACCCACCGCCCUAUAGAACAAGAGUCGUGCAACAACCAGUCCUGCCCGCCGAAGUGGGUCACUCUGGACUGGUCAGAGUGCACACCGAAAUGUGGCCCAGGCUUCAAGCACCGCAUCGCCUUGUGCAAGAGCAGCGACCUGACCAAGACCUUCCCUCCCGCCCACUGCCCGAGCCACAACAAACCUCCGGUCCGAAUCCGCUGCAGUUUAGGACGCUGUCCUCCUCCCCGAUGGAUCCCUGGCGAAUGGGGACAGUGUUCGGCCCAGUGCGGCCUGGGCCAGCAGAUGAGGACGGUGCAGUGUCUGUCCUACACCGGGCAGCCGUCGAAUGAGUGCGCAGAGUCCCUCCGACCCACCACCAUGCAGCAGUGUGAGAGCAAGUGUGACGCCACCCCCAUCUCCAACGGCGACGAAUGCAAAGAUGUGAACAAAGUGGCCUACUGCCCGCUGGUCCUCAAGUUCAAGUUCUGCAGCCGUGCGUACUUCAGGCAGAUGUGCUGUAAGACCUGCCAGGGCCACUGACCCCGACACAGCGAGGGCGAGACGGCGAGGGGGAGACAGACAGAGAAAGGCAAGAAAGAUGGAGGGGGGCUGACACAGCACUCAGAGGGAGAAAAGAGGGCAGACUGAAAAUCAAACCAAACCUCUGGACCAGUGGAAGACGGAUGAAGAGAUCAGCGCUGGCGAAAGAAGAAGUAAGGAUUUCCCUAUUUAUCACACCUGAUCCUCCUGCCCUCCAUCGUGGUGGAAUCCAAACCACUGCUCAGCCCGCAACGCUGACACAAACUUAUUUUUUAAAAUGUUCACUUCUGUGAAGUGGAACUCGGAAGAUUAUCUGUUGGUGAUGUUAUUUUUAUUAUAAUAAUAAUUAUUAAUAUCAUUGUUAGUCUUCCUUUGUGUUUGUUGUUUUAUGAAUCCAAAGUGCUGGACACAUCGCUCACAGAGGAUGUACCCGGAGGUAGACGGACGGAGGGGAGGACUCCUCACUGGAAGAGGGGGACGGGAGUUGAGCGUGUCGGACUCCCGUCUUUGGGAUGGCCGUGACGGUGCUAUUGGCAGGCAGACUUUUUGGCUUCGGUGCACUUUUUCGUGUAAAUACUUUGCCAAUUUACCGCUCAAAUACGACAGAGAAACCCCAUCAGUGUACUGUAUAUUUAUUGUACAAUUCCAAACAGAGCUGAGAUAUUGUCCUCUGAUCAUGUUUGUGUCAGAUAGUAGCCUACUGUCAAGGAAGGGAAUGUAAUGUGAUUGAAUUCAUAUUCAACGUCUCUGUGCUGGAAUGAGAAUAUUGCAUACUGUAACAUACGUUAAACCCUUAUAUACUGUAAGGAUUUGUAUAUUAUAUAUGAUGUUAAUCCAGGACCAGAAAAUACCACGUGGUUAUAGGAGCAUUUUUAAUUCACGUUUGCCUUAGUUACGAAUACUCAAAGUAAAGUUCGCCCGGUGUCAGUCGGUCGUCCAAACGUAGUAUGAAGACACGGUCGGACUGCCUGGGCCGCAUCAAACACUGUUACCAAACUGGCCUUGACUAAACAUCCCAUAGAGGAGCUUCCGGUUCACUAUUGAAGGAUUCAUUUUGAAGGAGCAUAUUCUAUGAAGCAGCUUGUUCAUUGGAAUCACAGUGCAGUCACUAUUUCCUGCUCUUUAAAGCUGGACAAUUGGUCAUAUUUUUUGUAUUUCAGCACCGAACGGACGGUUUAGUCUGACAUUUUGGGAAAUGAGAAGCUUAAUACCAGUCACAUCAUGUCUGUGCUGUGAAUGUGGAGCUUUAGCUAGCGGAUUGUUAGCUGAGUUUAGCAUAGCAUGCUAGCCUGGCUAGCACCUCCAAAUCUCGCUUAUUAAUACAUAUUAUUUCUUUAAUCUGUCCAAAGAACUGAGUGUAAAAAUUAGAUGUGGGAGUUCAGUUCAAAAGAUUCGUGGUCACUUUUUCUCUUAGAUAAUUAAUGACAUCACACCAUUUAAAUGCAUUUUUGUACAUAAGUGCGAAAAACGUUGAGAUGUUCGGCGUUUAUGCAGCUUUUGUGCUGUAUCUCACAGCUGAACUAUCAAUGUUGCUGUCAGUCAGUGGGGAGCGAUGAACGUCCAUUUGAUCAUCUAACGAAAACCGAGAGUAAAAACAAAAAGUCGUAUUUCUAAGCGUUGAUGCUGUAAUACCCCAUCUGACCACAACAUCAAAAACCGCGUCAGAGCCGAGGCUUUUUCCUGGAGGCUUGGUCCAGCACGUAACCUCCCUGACAACUGCUUCACGUCUCCUGGCUGCGGUUUCUUAAUUAUCCGACCGACAUGAACGGUAUCGAUCUUCUCAUUCAAUUCUCAGCGAGGAAGUGAAAAAGUAUUUCCCAAAAAGUCUAACUUGCCUUUAAAUACGGGCCCGGUGCUAAAUAUACACACACAUCACAUUCAUCAUGGAUAUGUUGCCAGACCACGUAUCCAGGCUCCAGAUAAAACGACCCCACCGUUCUCUUUCCUCUCAUCAUCAACAGCCGCCUCGAUGGUGCUUCCCCCUCCUCUACGUUAUUGUAUUUUUUAUCUCCAUGGAGUACUGUGUUUACCUCUUCUUUUCCUCCUGCUCUGCUCCGAGGGUUACGGCCUUCCCAGGCUUCUGGUGCUAUCAAGUGGGUGCUUCCAUUCAACCCUCUCCAGUGAGGCUGGAUCCAAACAAUAUGAAAUAUAUCCUCGUCAAUCUCUCUGUUGGUAAAUGCUGGUCAUGUUAUGUUUUGUUUGUAUCUGUUAAUACCUCACACUGGGAAUUUUCAUUGUUAACCGUGUAUUGUUGUUUGUGCUACCAACAAAAUGGACACUCACCCAGUUGUAACUGACCCCUUUAGGCAGGGGACGUUUAUGCUGGUGGAGGGGUUGUGAAAGGGAACACCUGCGAAACGCCUCCAUCACACUCAGCGCGCAUCUGAGAGACAAUAGGAGUGUGCAAGAAUCUCAUCGAAGCUGUUAACAACUAAUUUCUAAUUUUGCUGCUGCUACUUUUUCGUAGCCACCUUCAGUAUGACAAUGUCGAGCAGAUUUUGUUGGUUACCAAACCUUGAAUGAGGCGGUCGGGAAGGGACGGCGGAUGGCGAGAAGCGUUUGAAUUUAAACGGCUUGGACUGACGCCUCCGCUGGCUGCGGGACGCGGAGCCUCCAGAAAACGAGAAGUGAAAUCAAUCAAACUGGUACUCAUUGCUGUGAACUUGGAUGUUUGAAUGUCACAUUGCUUAUACCUGUACCUAAAGUGCAAGAGAAAUGAAAAGCAUCUUGAUUAUUUGCUUAUAUUUUAUAUUCAGUAUUAAUGUUGGUACACUGUUACUAAUUUUUUUUCCAAAUGUAAAUUAUAUGCUAAUUUAUUGCGUUGUCUCACUUGUACAUUUAUUUCACUGCAUGCAAACUGAAAUUUAGCAUAGUGAAAAAAAUGCAGUGAUGCAGCCCCUC
Chelmon rostratus (copperband butterflyfish) is the source of this 6294-nucleotide messenger RNA. It is a transcript of the gene adamts6, whose product is annotated as ADAM metallopeptidase with thrombospondin type 1 motif, 6. Gene Ontology annotation, biological process: proteolysis; extracellular matrix organization. Gene Ontology annotation, cellular component: extracellular matrix. The transcript is spliced from 24 exons. Gene Ontology annotation, molecular function: metalloendopeptidase activity. Bases 1 to 3393 code for a protein of 1130 amino acids. The record is from RefSeq and is a predicted model, not a curated record. Lineage: Eukaryota; Metazoa; Chordata; Actinopteri; Chaetodontiformes; Chaetodontidae.